Molecule: messenger RNA, 2156 nt
Organism: Schizosaccharomyces octosporus yFS286
Lineage: Eukaryota; Fungi; Ascomycota; Schizosaccharomycetes; Schizosaccharomycetales; Schizosaccharomycetaceae
Product: sorting nexin Snx41
Exons: 2
Coding region: 112-1872 (586 amino acids)
Biological process (GO): retrograde transport, endosome to Golgi
Molecular function (GO): phosphatidylinositol binding
Source: RefSeq, a predicted model, not a curated record
GCGUAAGUCGUAAUUAGCAUAUACCUCUAACCGUAACCACAAAAGAAUCUUCCUAUAUAAACGUUUAUAAAGCCUGAUAUUAUAAGGAUUUCAACGAAGAACUUAAUUUGAAUGGAUUUUUUCGAGGAUAAUAAUCCAUUCGGGGACCAAAGCCCAAAUCGUUUAUCGAAAUCCAGUAAACAUUCAGAAGAGCAAUUGGCGCCUGGAACACAGAAGGAUCAAAACGAAAAUUACGGAAAUGUAGAUUGGAAUCUAAACGCUAAUUCAGAGGAGAAAGGAAGGAAAGUAGCGUUCUGGAAAGAUUCCAAUAUUGAAGAGGACGAUCUUCCGAAUGCCAUUUUUAUAACGGGUGCAGUAAAAGCAGAACGCGGAAAUCAUGUUGUUUAUAAUAUUAAGGUUAAUAAUUCCGAAGUGCAGAGACGAUAUUCUGAAUUUGCAUCUUUACGAGUGCAACUUGAAAGACUAUAUCCUACAUGCCUAGUUCCUGUAUUACCAGAUAAACAUAAAAUAAUGGAUUAUGUAUUUAAUAUGACUAAAUCACAACGGACGACUCGAUUACUUGAAGAGCGGAAACGACUACUUCAAUCCUUUUUGAGAAGAGUUGCAUUACACCCAAUUCUUGGAAAAUCCGACAUAUUCUUCAAAUUCUUAAGUCGACAUGUAUCGUGGAACGAUGUUUUACAUUCGGCUCCCGUAAGCCUGCUUCCCAAGGAUUCAUUAAAAGUACGCCCAGAAAAUCCAGCUGCGAAUGAUUACGCUGAAUUAUAUUCAAAACUUCCGGUACCUUCCAAAAUGUCUCUUCCCGUUGAAUCUUAUGAUGAAGUAAGCCAAAAUUAUUUAUCUCAAGAGAACUCUUUGAGAAUUUACUCUUUGAACUUACAGGAGCACAUUUCUCGAUUUAAUAGAUGUGUUUUCUCAAUUUCUCAAAUGUCCUUGGCUUGUUCUAAUUUAGGGGCGACUUUUAAUGCACUCUCUUUAUCGGAAUCCGCUCAGUUGAUGACUGCUUUAGAAAGGGUUGGGCAAGCCAAUGAUCAGACUUGUUUGUCAGGAAUAGAUUUUAUACAUGGAUUGGUGGUAGAUGCCAUAGAACCUCUUUCUGAAGUUUCCAAAUCUGCCAAAAGUAUGCGUCAUAUCAUAAUAUUUCGUCGAAUGAAAUAUAUUCAAAAUAUAGUCGUCAAAGAUCUGUUACAACGGAAGAAAGCACUUCUUCAGCAACUAGAGAGACGUGAGCAACAGGCAAACCGAUUGCAAUCAGCCAUCCAAGGAAACGAUGAAGUCUUGGAUGACGAAACACGUAAUCUGUUAGAAGCUUCAAAAUCCGCUUCGCAAUCGAUAUAUGGUCCUGGGCAGCAACAAGAAAAUUUAAACGGAAGAAACGAUGCGUUACACUCAGACUUUCAUGGAAACCUUACUGGUACGUUAGGAAAUGAACCUAACGUGAACGAACAGAUCAACUCUGAACGCAUCCAAGAGUACGCAAGAGAGUUGGCGAAUACUCAUCAACAACAUAGUGAUACUGCUUCUUUUGAUACAUCUGUCUCCACGGUUUUAGUGCCGCGUAAACUCCGCGAUAUGUUUGAUCAAAUUCGGUUUGCCUUUAAUGGGCUAGCAGAUAAUAAUGUUGAAGCAAACCGUCAUAAUACUAUGGGAAGGACAAUAGAGAGUGUCCACCAUUUGGAGAAAAUGGAGGCACUUACCAGCGAAGAUCUCGAAUAUGUAACUACUUCCAUUGGAUCAGAGUAUGAGCGCUACAAAAGAAUUCACGAAGAGGAUAUGUCAAAGGUUUGUAAUAAGAUUGCAGAUCGCCAUAUAGAAUGGGCGGAUAGAAACAUACGUGCAUGGAAAAAUAUACUGGCAGGUUCUAGCUUUUGAUGUUUUCUUUAACUGACAAAUUGAGCUUUUCACCCACGUAUUUGAAAAUUUCGUUGAGUGAAUUCUGUAAACAUUUUCAGUUUUUUUUAUACAUGCUUAUAUUUAUGAUUUCUUUUUACACUUUGUUUCUUACACUUUUAGUUAAACCGGUUAUAAUGUUUAUGUUUUACUGCAUGCUAGUUCACUUACACUUACUCGAUUAUUUUUCAAUGAAUUCCUCAUGUUUUUCUUAGUACUCUCUAUUAAUUAUUAUUUAUAGUUCAAUCUAUCAUUUAUAAUGUAAG